Seminavis robusta is the source of this 1215-nucleotide messenger RNA. NCBI's taxonomy places the organism in Eukaryota, Bacillariophyta, Bacillariophyceae, Naviculales, Naviculaceae. The record is from the annotation of a GenBank genome assembly.
AUGGCAACUGCAGAAGAGGCUCCGCCCCUUGUUGUUGAUGCUGGUGAAAGCCAAGCCCCAGGCCCUGCUGCAGCGCCAACACUUGUGUGUAAGGCAAAGAAAUGCAAGAAAAUAGAAGACUUGGAGCCGUGCUGGAAUGAGGCGUGUCAGAACCACAUGCACGCAACGUGCAACAAGAUGCUACUUGACUUUAAUAACAUUCCUCCUGAACAGCGUCCAGCAGAAGAAGACCACAUUUUCUUUUGUGGCAAACGCUGCUACAACAAAUGGUGGAAGCAAGAGCAGAGCAAGUCUGAUGGCACUAAAAAACAAAAAUAUGUUACUUGGGAAGAAGAUGGUUCCCAGCAAAUUCUCCUGAAUUGGAUUACUACUGUCGACAACUACAGCAAAUACUGUGGAUCUACUGAAAAUAAUGGAACCUCCAAAGCUCAGUAUCAUCGCAUAAUUUCUGAAUUGAUUGUCAAACAAACUAAUGGGCAAAGCCAGAAAACCGCCAGGGAUGUUGCCAACAAAAUCCAGAAGCUGGAAGCUCAAUUCAGAAAAGCAAGUGAUUGGCUUAAUUGUACUGGUGCAGGGCUCGAAACAGGUCCUGGCAAUAUAUCAGUCUAUGUUAAAGAAAAGUUGUGCCCUUUCUACUAUGAGCUGGAAUGUGUUAUGGGCGAUAGACCUAAUGCUCAGCCAUUGGCAACCAACGAAGAUGACGAUAUCAACAAUGUCGAUGAUGACGAUGAUGAUGGCAGUACCAGUGUGGCCAUUGAUAAUAUUGAUGAGGACGAUGAAGACGUCGAUGAUGACGAGAUUGAAUCGGAACAACCACCAGCAGCAGCAGGAGCAGGUCCUAAGACACCAACUGCAAAGGAUAGCGGCAAAAAGAAGCGCCUUUCCAGCUCAGGCAACAAAAAGCCAUCCAAAACCAGAAGGGGUGCUGAUGAUGGCAUUCUAGCAUCAUUGUUGGAUGAAGAUUCCGAUGACGAUGAGAAAGAAAAUUCAUUCAAGUCACUCCGAAAGAGAGAAGUAGAGGCAAAGGAAAAGGAAGCCACUGCUCUGCAGCUUAAAACUCAAAAGGAAGUUCAGUUGCUCGACAUGCAGUUGCAACAACAGCAGCAAAAGCAUCUCAUCGAUCUUUUGAAAUCACGCAAGGAGUUGGAAGAUGUUGGAUACACCGAAGCCGAGCUUGAUGAAAUGCUGGGGCCGUUGCCGGCGAAUAGUAUUUGA